Ostrea edulis (European flat oyster) is the source of this 1835-nucleotide messenger RNA. RefSeq names its product monocarboxylate transporter 14-like. The transcript is spliced from 5 exons. NCBI's taxonomy places the organism in Eukaryota, Metazoa, Mollusca, Bivalvia, Ostreida, Ostreidae. The record is from RefSeq and is a predicted model, not a curated record. Bases 203 to 1786 code for a protein of 527 amino acids. Gene Ontology annotation, biological process: transmembrane transport; monocarboxylic acid transport. Gene Ontology annotation, molecular function: monocarboxylic acid transmembrane transporter activity.
CGUUAGAGGUCGGAAAGCCCUGGUAUGUUGCUUUGCUUUGGUACACAAAUCUAUCAUUUAACAAAGCAUCCGGUUGCGUACAGGACUUUUGUUUACAACACGCUUAAAAAUCAAAAAGCUUUAAAUCGUAACCAUUUCUGCUCACCAUACAUUUAGAAUGGAAUAUUUGGAAAUCCAGAUCUGAUGGAAUUUAUAGACCAGCAUGGUUGAGAAUCGUUAUAAAGUUCGGGACGUCGACAGAGGCUGGGCGUGGGUUGUCCUAGGGGCCAGCUUCCUGUCCCUCCUUCUGAACGGAUGUUUGUUGUACGGAGUCGGAAUCACCCAUGUGGCUUUCCUGCGUUAUUACAAGGAAUCGGAUGCCUAUACCUCAUUUGUGGGAUCCCUUUUCAGCAGCCUGCUGCAACUUGUUGGGCCGUUGUCAAGUUUCUUUAUUAAUGUUUUCAACUGCCGCCUCACAAUGAUUGUCGGAGGAACUCUCGUCUUCAUCGGAUGUUCAUCCACUUUCUUCGCUCAUUCACUUGAUGUAGCGCUUAUUACGUAUGGCAUCACUGCAGGAAUAGGCAAUGGAUUGGUUGCCACACCACCACUGGUAUCUGUGGGAUACUAUUUUAGGGAGAAGAGGGGAUUCGCUAUAGGAUUUGCAGUGGCGGGAGCGGGUACAGGAAUGUUCAUAAGCGGCCCCCUUUUCCAAUAUCUUAUAGAUUCCUAUGGACUUAAAGGAGCAAUGUUGAUAUUAGGUGCUAUUUUUGCCAAUCAGAUUGUGCUUGGGUGUUUAAUGAGACCUUCUGAAACAGAAAUUCAACAUAAAGCGCUAAGGAAAAAUGAUGAAAAGAGUAGUAUCAAUCUCAGAAAAAUUCUCCGUCUCGAUAUUUUCUGUGAUAAAAUGUUUCUGGUGAUUCUUCUGCAGUUCCUAAUCUGGAAUACUCCGUUUUCUAUGCUUAUGCUGCACCUGCCUAACUUCUCUGUUGUCAAUGGUUCAACGGAACAGCAGGCUGCCUUUCUGAUUUUCUUGGUUGGCAUUACAGGAACGAUUGGGCGUGUUCUCACUGGAAUGGCAGUAAGUCCACACGUGAUUGACCCCGUGUUGAUGAAUAUAGGUAUUACGGGUAUUUCAGGUAUAAUAUGUGGACUAUUUCCGAUGUAUUCUUCCACGUAUACCGGACAGUGUGUGUUUGCCUCUCUUUUUGGUAUAUAUAGUGGCGCUUUAACAACCAUGGUUACACCACUAAGUGUUGAAUUGCUGGGAUUGGAGAAAUUGUCAUCUGCUGUUGGAAUUAUGUAUUGUAUAGGGGGCAUCGGUUAUAUUAUUGGACCAACAUUUGCAGGCAUUCUGAUCGACAGUGGUGGAAAAUACGAAACAACGUUUUAUAUAUCAGGUGUACUUCUGAUGAUUGCAUCUCUUUUGACAUUGAUAUCAACAUGUUGGAGGAAAGACUGUGGAUGUCAGAUGAUCGACCAAUAUGAAAUACAGCCUGUAAACCAAUCCAUCAAGAAUUCAGCGUUUCUUCGUCAAUCUGGACUUUUAGCCGGAUCCAUGGUAAUUCAGACAGACGAGAAAUUAGGCAGUGCGUCUGCAUUAUCUAUGAAACGCCCUCACAUGCAGGGAUUAAAUCAAGAUGGAGUAUGUAAGAGUGACGAAAGCCUGUUUAGAAAUGUUAUUGUUCGGAAAUUACAGCCAGACAUUGAUGGAUGUAAUCCUCAAAGCGUUUUGCUAAAAGUUCAACCUUCUGAUCUGGAUAGAGACGAUACCCAUACUGAAACUGCCAUAAACCAUGACAUCGAAUAAUCAAAUAUUGAAAAUUUAUAUUAUAUUAUAUACAUUUAUAUACAUUUUA